AUGGCUACUCCUCCUCUGAGUCCUCCUCCGUCUAUUGCUGUUCUUCCUCCUGAUUUGCUUAAUGUGCCCUUGACUACCAUGGAAUAUGAGACUGCUCCGCUCAUUAUGCAUGAUCCAGAAUCUGAUGUGGUGCUGCCUCCUUUCACUGGUGCCAUUCUUCCUGAAUCUCUAGCUGCUGCUCUGUUGCCUGCUGCUGUCAAUACUCCUGCCUCAGUUGACGUGCCAGAUUCUGACUCCUUGAUGACAGUUGCUUCAGAUCCUUCCCCUGCUGGACCUCUCGAUUUGGUUUCUGUACCUCCAAUUACCCUUCUAGAGACCCUGACCCAUCACUUGUUUGACUGUAUUCAAGAUGUUCACCGUAAUUGGUCUGCCAGUGUUGAGGAGUGUGAGGCAGUAGGCCAGAACUUGCUGGCUUUCAUGCAUGCACUGUGCAAAACCCCUGGAGGCGACGAAUAUCUGACACCUUUCUUGAAAGUUGUCCAGAUUUUUUUAGACUGCAUUUGCUCUCCUGGGUGGCUUAAAUGGGGUAUGGAACUGUUGUCCAAGAGCCACUGCAAGGCACUGAUGCAGGAGCUUGCAUCAGUCAAUUCUGAGCCCGAGGAGGCUCCACAAAGUCCUCAAUGUCGAGCACACCAUCUGGUCCAUCAUUCGCCAACACCGUUUAAAGAGGCUAUUGUCAAAGAGAUUGUUGAUGGUCUCCCUACAUCUUCGGAGUCUGUCCCUGAGAACAAUGAGAUGGUUGAUGCUGAUGAGCCCCCAGAUGAUGGAUAA
Laetiporus sulphureus 93-53 is the source of this 771-nucleotide messenger RNA. RefSeq lists its product as uncharacterized. Lineage: Eukaryota; Fungi; Basidiomycota; Agaricomycetes; Polyporales; Laetiporaceae. The transcript is spliced from 3 exons. Bases 1 to 771 code for a protein of 256 amino acids. The record is from RefSeq and is a predicted model, not a curated record.